Messenger RNA from Eriocheir sinensis (Chinese mitten crab), 1253 nucleotides. RefSeq lists its product as uncharacterized. Bases 122 to 541 code for a protein of 139 amino acids. The record is from RefSeq and is a predicted model, not a curated record. NCBI's taxonomy places the organism in Eukaryota, Metazoa, Arthropoda, Malacostraca, Decapoda, Varunidae. The transcript is spliced from 4 exons.
ACAGUGUGACCGCAGCAGUGGAAGAGAGAAGGUGCAAUACAAUCAGUCGCUGGUCUGUCCACACAUCCAGCAAAGAAAACAACAACAAAAGACAAACAGACAGACAGACAGACAGAGGACCAUGGUAGCGGCAGGAGGAGUCGAAGAGGACGCAGCCAGGGACGUAGCUAAGGACCUCUUCAUAUCCUUCGGCUCCACCACCAUCUCCCUGCCGCCCGCCGUCAGUCAGGCGCUGAUGUGGGGCGCGGGUCUGCACUGGUGGGAGUGGCUGCUCGUGGUGAAGGGAAUCGUGCUGUUCUGGGUCCUCAAUAUCACCAUCGUCCUGCCCUCAGUCUUCAUGCAGGUGAUGCUGUAUACAGACGAGAUGACCUCCCGCCAUGCCCCCUCCACCGUGACCUUGCUUCGGGAGGGUCAACGUCUGCUGACCCUCAUCCUCAACCCCCCUGCCUCUGCCAUAGAGGAAGAAACCCAGCAAAUAGGAGCCAAAGGACGGAGGUUCAGCAAUGCCCACCGGAGGAAGAGGAAGUGUUACAAGACCUGACUGAUGACCUGAACAAACCCAUCAACUCAUCCCCAAUAUUUUCACCACACAUUCACUAGAGACUGUUCCGUGAGGUGACAAUACAAGACCAAAAACCAUAUUCUCAAAUGAUUUCAGCUCUCACAACAACUAUAUAUAUUUCCCAAAAGUCACAAAGGAGAUUAGUUGGAUUAUCAUGAGUGUUUUUCAUAUUUAUGGUGCAAAAGCCUUAUCUUACUAUCACUAUGCUCAUGAAACUGCCCAUUGCACGCCCCACCACAAUCUCUAUGAAUGCCUAAUGUUGGUGUGUAUGCCUAAAAAGUUUGAGAAUAUGGCCAUGGCAAAAUGAAAAUAUAAGUGUGUUGAAAGCAAUAUUAGCCCUGCAUAAAUUCAUCACCUUAUCCUCAGUACUGUUAUCAUAUGCUCACUAGAUUGUUCAGUGUGAUGACAAUAGAAGUAGACAAGAAAACCAUAGUGAAUCAAAGCUAACACAAGAAAAUAGAAGUGUACAGUUAAAAGUGGUCUUGGCUAACAUAAAUUUAUCCCCUCAUACUCAGCACUGUCAUCACACACUCACUAGAGAUUGUUCUGUGGGGUGCCAGUAAUAGUAGACUAGAAACCACUGUGACGCAUAGACAAAAUAAAGAAUAACACUGAAAUAUGCACCAUGACAUCACCUUAUCCCAAGCACUCUCAUCACACCCACACUGAGAUUGUUGUGUGAGGUUUCAAC